This is a messenger RNA of Phaeoacremonium minimum UCRPA7, 1527 nucleotides long. Its product is annotated as putative flavin containing monooxygenase 9 protein. The transcript has 5 exons. Gene Ontology annotation, molecular function: N,N-dimethylaniline monooxygenase activity; NADP binding; flavin adenine dinucleotide binding. The coding region runs from base 1 to 1527 and encodes 508 amino acids. The record is from RefSeq and is a predicted model, not a curated record. Lineage: Eukaryota; Fungi; Ascomycota; Sordariomycetes; Togniniales; Togniniaceae.
AUGGAGAGUGUCACUGUCGCGGUUGUUGGUGCUGGCCCCGUAGGGCUGGCUGCUCUGAAGUGUCUAAGAGAAGAGGGCUUCGCGGCUACAGCUUUCGAGAGCAGAGAUGACAUUGGAGGAUCUCACUUCUCUGAUUUCCCCUUCCCUUCCGAUUAUCCUCUGUAUCCUACCGGUUCAUUAAUGUGUCAAUAUUUGAAGGACUAUGCAGACCACUUCCACAUCAGGGAGCACAUCGAGGUGAGCAGUAGCGUAAAAAGUAUUGUUCGCGACGACAAGACCGGAAAAUGGCAACUCACUAUUGCAUCAAAUGGCACAUCGUCGAUACGGGAGUUUGACAAGAUAGUCCUCUCUACUGGUUUAGUUCGCAAGCCCAGUCGGCCUACAUAUGAGGGUAUGGAGGCAUUCCAGGGCACAAUAAUCAGUGGGCAAGACUACAAGUCCAACGAGCCUUUCGCAAAGAAGAACGUCCUAGUCGUCGGCAUCGGUAAUACUGCAGCAGACGUCGCGGUCGAGCUCGUCGACGUUGCUUCCAAGGUGUACAUCUCUCACAGGCGUGGCGCUAUGGUCCUAUCAAGAACCCGUGCCGGCGGUCCGGUAGAGCUCACUGUGAACUACCACACUUUGAGGUUCAUGAACUGGCUCGAGGACAAGGCCCCAUCAGCGAUGGUCAAGAUCACCGAUUCUUAUCUGAAAGGCUUGUCCAAGAAAGCGUGGGAGACGGAUCCACUGUGGAAGCUGGAGCCGGUGCCAUCCAUUGGAAUUGUUCUCCCUGUCGUCAACGAAGACCUAGUCCCAUGUUUCGCCGCUGGCAGUGUAGCAUCUGUGGCGGGUCUCCGCCGUUUUGUCGGCGCCAAAUCCGCUGAACUGGAGGACGGGACUAUCCUGGAGGACAUCGACGCGGUGGUCAUGGCAACAGGGUAUUCCUGCGACCUGUCUCUCACACCGUGGCUCAACAGGCGCUCGCCUGCGAACUACGAUGGUCCACCCCUGCCUGACCUCUUUUUGCAGAUCUUCCCGCCCGAGUAUGCCGAUAGCGUCGCCUUCCUGAACACGUACAACGCAGCGGACUGUGCCUGGGUGCUCGGCGAACUAUGCGCCAUGGCCAUAACCCAGCUAUGGGCUGGCAAGUCAUCCUUCCCAUCACGAAAACACAUGGAGGCGUCCAUUAAGAAACAGACCAAGCUCAACGCAGACACUUGGACGGCCCAUCCCACCUCGGAGAAAGGCCUGGUUCGGCCGGGCGAGUUCUACCGCUUCAUGCACAGCAAGGCAGGCACGGGCAUCCGCGAAGCGUUGAGCUGGGGCCUCUCGGGAUGGAAGUUCCGGCUACGAGACCCAGAGAUGUCCAAGUUGAUGGGGUGGGGUAUUGUAUCUCCUCAUAUGACGCGACUGGUUGAUACCGGCAAGCGCAAGGCGUGGAGUGAUGCACGGGAUGCGAUCAAGAGGGCGAAUGAGGAAGCGAAGUUAGUUGAUAAGAAGCCGAAUAAGUUUAGACUUGAUACCACGACGAAUAAACAAGUAGCCUAG